AUUUACCGUAUUGGUGUGAGUUAAUAUUUAAAAUGGCGAUUUGAGAAUCAUAUUCUUGAGUGUAAUAACAAAAUAUUUCUAAAAAAUAUUGAAAGAGUACUUUAAACGGUAAUUUUAUACAGUGUUGAAUAACCAACUGAGUUAAACAUGCGUUCAGUUGUAGAAAUUGGGGCCAGUGUGCCCGCUUUCCUCGGAAAACUAUGGAAAAUGGUCAAUGAUACAGAGACUAACCAUCUGAUUUCCUGGAGCCCAAGUGGAAAAACAUUUGUUAUAAAAAAUCAAGCUGACAUAGCAAGAGAGCUUUUGCCUCUUUACUAUAAACACAACAAUAUGGCAAGUUUUAUACGGCAGUUAAAUAUGUAUGGAUUUCACAAGAUCACUUCUGUUGAAAAUGGUGGCUUACGAUAUGAGAAGGAUGAAAUUGAAUUUUCACAUCCCUGUUUUAUGAAAGGUCAUGCAUAUCUCUUAGAGCACAUUAAAAGGAAGAUUGCCAACCCUAAAUCAAUAGUAACUAGUAAUGAAAAUGGUGAAAAAGUUCUUCUGAAGCCAGAGCUGAUGAACAAAGUUUUAACUGAUGUGAAACAAAUGAAGGGGAAACAGGAGAGUCUGGAUGCAAAGUUUAGUGCCAUGAAACAAGAAAAUGAAGCUUUGUGGAGGGAAGUGGCCAUUUUAAGACAGAAACACAUAAAACAACAACAAAUUGUGAACAAUCUCAUACAAUUCCUGAUGUCCCUAGUACAGCCAACCAGACCACCAAAUGCCAGUGGGAACAAUGUUGGUGUGAAGAGGCCUUAUCAGUUAAUGAUAAACAGUGCCGCUCAUAAUUCUGGUACAGAUGGCUCUUAUCCUGGGAGAUUAAAGAAUAUGAAACUGGACAAAGAUGCAAAUUUAGAAGAGUUAAGUGAAGAUAACCUGGAGGAUGGACCCACUAUUCAUGAAUUGGCACAUGAUGAUAUCCUACACAAUGAGAACAAUCAGGAGCCUAUAUCUGCCGCAGACUAUAUAACGGUGGACAUGCCAAACAUGACCAACCCCACCACAAGCCGCAGCCCUGCUGAUCCUGCCUCAUCCAUGUACCAUGUCACUAUGGAAGAUGGAGAGGACAAUGAAACAGGAGCAAGUAGACUUGUAUACCCCAUAAUCACAUCAGCAUCCCCAACACCAGUGACAUCCACGCUAGACCAAACUACAACAGAACAAGUGGCCAACAAUGUAAUGGGCUCACCAUUACCAGUUGUCAUCAAAAUUGAAGGCCACAACAUACCAUCAAACUCCAAAGCCCGCAAUAAUGUAGGCAACAGAAGCACAGUCACAUCCUCAAGCAAAAGUCUGCUCUCACCAGAGAACUACAACACAAUAAACCCAUCAGCUGAUUUGAAGUUACCAGCAGAAAUAUUUGCAAGUGAUGAUUCAGUGAGUGACGCUGGUGUUGUGGCUGCCGAAGAUAUCAACAUGCAAAAUGCACUACAAGAGCUGGUUGAUGAGUCCCUUAUAACUUCCUCAAAAGACAAAAUGCUGGGUGGUAUUAACAUUAAAUUGGAGAGAUUAGCUGAUGCACAAAGGUCCAAGAAGGAGAAGGCAAAGAAAGGCAACAAGGCAGCUGAGAACAACACAUUGAACCUGGCUGACAUCAAAACAGAACUUCAGGACGACUUUGACUGGAACAACAUGACUCUCGCAACUGUCAACAACAAUACAAAUGUUAACAGGUUCCAAUCAAGGAAUAGGAGAGAUAACAUCAGCAAAAAUCGGGAGGAAUAUACUUCUCUCUUUGGAACAAAUUCAAACAAGCAUGAUAUCGAUGACCAUCUGGAAUCUAUGCAAACUGACCUUGAAUCCUUAAGGGACCUGCUACGAAGCGAUUCUUACGCGUUUGACACCAACACAUUACUAGGGAGCGCUGAUGCAAGACUAUUACCUACGAUGUCUCUCGCUAUUCCUACCUGUCAGCCUACAACAAAUAAUUAUUUGUUUGGAUCCGAUGAUCCAUUCUACGGCCUUCCCUAUAACGCAAUGGACGACAGGGCGAAAUCUGCGGCUAGCAAUGCAAAGAAGCAGAAAGGUGAGAUUUCGAAUGUAAGCGGUGAUGACUCUCGCGUCCAGAACCUGUUUUCAGAGGACACUGUUGAAGGGAAUCAGCUAAUCUCGUAUACAGGGAAUAUUCCAGACUUUGAGGAUAUUAGCAUACCAGAUCUGGAGUGCGAUAACUCUCAGGAGCCGUGUGUGUCGCCCAGCAGCUCCACGCUUAACACGCCGCAGAUGCAGAUACGGUCGCCCUCUUUCACCUUGAAACCCUAAGGACAGCCUAGGACACGAACCGACGAGACCUCGUCUAACUUACAAAUUCUAGGUAUUUUUGCUUCGGUAAUACUUACGUGUGGUCUGAUUUUGAAAACUGAUUAGUGUAGUCUACGUAUAAAACACACAAGCAGAAGGAUCGGUAUAGAACAAGAGUUGCGUGGAAUAGAGAUUACUUUAGUAGCAUCAAAGUAUUUACUUUAUGCAGUGCAAAAGUUAUUAGCAGCAUAUACUCGCUCCGCCUCGCGCUCACGCGUAUUGCUUUAAGCAAUUUAUAAAUAUGUAAUUAGUGUCCAAUUUGCCAACAUAGUUAAUAUUUUAUUGUUAUUUGAGUUCGCCUAGUUCAGCACUCCUCUUGAUCUGCACUGAUCCUAAUAACCAUAGUAUAUAUUGUAUUAAAUACAGUUUUAUUCGUCAAUUUAAAUUAUUUUUUAGUUUCAAAGUUAUUGAACUGAUUUUAUUUAACUAUUUUUGUAACAUUUGAAUACGAAGAUAUAAAACAAAUGGGAUAUUACGUUGUCAUGUUCAUUACAAUUACUUUGAAAAAUCAAAUUAUACAUUGUGAUUGAUUAUAUUUUGCUUUGAUAAGAUAGGUAGCCAUUUUGAAAAAAAAAGUAACCAAAAAAUCUAGUUGUAAGUAUUUCGUCCAUCUAUAAGAUAUUGACACGAACUGGGAACGUCGCGGGCAAAGCUUUUUGUUACAAAUAAACUGUAGUUACCUAUUUUACGUCUGUAUUAAUUAUGUACAGUUAAAAAAUUCUCGUGUAACUAAUACCUUUCUGGCUUAGUGCUGCUGUUGCCGUUGUGAAAAAUUACGCCUCCAAGUGCCCGUCUUUUUUCCACAAUUGCAAUAGAAAAGCUUCAAAAGAGAGGUCUGCCUCUUUAUAUUGUUCUCACUGUUUAAUAGUAGUUAAUUAUGCCUUUCCCGCGGCAAAGGUUCCUUAAACUCAUUUGCGUAAUGCAUAACAUCAAUUACACUAUGACAAUUCCACAAAUGUUAGUUAGUAAUAGUCGAGCAUGUGAUGGUCGCUACAAUUGCUUUGGUGCCUUAUUAAAGAUUGAGAAACAAUGUCUAAAAUAAUAUGAACUUUUCAAUAGUGAAUAAAUAGGAACAUUUUUAAUGUAAAGAAAACUUGGCUCAAUGUUUUUAUAAAAAAUAGUUUAAAAAUGUUGAAAUAUUCUUACGUUACGUGCACAAUAUUAUCAAAAUAUUUUUGAUUUGAAACACUAGUGUUAUGAAGACGCGCGGCAUUAAUACGCAAAGACCAGUGGCACCAUUGCAAAUAUUUAGCUAUUGUUUCAUAAAAGCUGCCACUAAAAAGUCACAAGAUCAGGACUACUAUUAAAAGCCGAAACUGUGGCAGCGCAUUUAUCCUACAGUUAUAAGAGGGUUUACCAUUUUUAAUAGCGGGUGGUAACGCGAGUAGCUCAAUUAAGACUUAAUUGUACUUAUGAGCAAUACAUUUAGCAGACAUAUCCUUUUGCCUGUCGAUGUGUUUGACAAAUAUCCCUCGGCCUUUUUGUUUGCUUUAGAGACACUUGUGAGGUUUACUUUGGUACAAAUAAACCAUUUUUGUUUAUUAUUUAAAGCAGUGUAACUGCAAUUGUUGAUCCAAUGAACAGGGAUAUUUAAUAUAUAUAUACAAAAUUAGAAAAAAAGGUUUUAAUAAUUCGCUCAUGUGUAUAAAUGCUAUUAUAUGUUUUCCUCUUUGUUGACAGAUUAUAUACUUUGUAUAUAUUAGUUCCAAGUAUAUAAAUCAUUUAUAAAUAUAUAAUGUUAUGUAAGUCUUAAUUUUAGGGUGUUAAUUAACCAAUUAUCUCAAUUUGAGGUAGAAUACACAGUACCAAAACGCUGGAAAUUUUUUAAGUAUUAUUAACGUGCAUUUUCUGAUAUGCAUGCACAGCAGCAACAUUUUGUGUUACAUUCAUCCAUAUUAAAUAAUCAGAUGUUUGAAAUUGUACAUCUUGUAUAGUCUGUAUUCUAACAUUUUAUUUUUACAACAAACCCUUUUAUUUUUAGACCACUGUAACAAACUGAAAACUCAUUGUUAAGUAGGUAAUACUGUAAUUUAGUACUUUCCUUAUAGUCUGCAGAACUACAUAUAUCAACAAAUUUAUUAUUUAGCCGGUAUAUAUACAACCACAAUAGUUUUAGUUACAAUUAAUUUUAUUUUCUACAGCCAUUGUAUUAUAACAUUAAAUAUGUUUAUGAACAAAGUUUGGUAAGAUUAAGGUAAAUCAAGUAUGUAAGAAUACAUUAUCUAUGUUUAAUAUAAGUUAUUUUUAAAUUCAAUGUAAUAAAAUAUUGAAACCUA
Messenger RNA from Trichoplusia ni (cabbage looper), 4613 nucleotides. RefSeq names its product heat shock factor protein (gene Hsf). The record is from RefSeq and is a predicted model, not a curated record. Bases 148 to 2298 code for a protein of 716 amino acids. The transcript is spliced from 11 exons. NCBI's taxonomy places the organism in Eukaryota, Metazoa, Arthropoda, Insecta, Lepidoptera, Noctuidae. Gene Ontology annotation, biological process: regulation of DNA-templated transcription. Gene Ontology annotation, molecular function: sequence-specific DNA binding; DNA-binding transcription factor activity.